Molecule: messenger RNA, 1679 nt
Organism: Linum tenue
Lineage: Eukaryota; Viridiplantae; Streptophyta; Magnoliopsida; Malpighiales; Linaceae
Source: the annotation of a GenBank genome assembly
UACAUUCACUUUCAUACAUCUCAUAUUCUUCAUUUUCGUCGACAAAUUAAUGUCAUAACAAUGUUAACUGUAAUAUGACAGAUAGGAAAAUGCAUGAAUUUGCACAAAAAAUCAAUCAAAAUUUACUUUUAUUUUGAGGAUUUAGAACUAUGGUAUAUCAUAUUAGACUAAUUUUAUUAGAGUUUGUGCUAAAUCAAAAAAUUUAAACGACGUCGAUUUGGUGAAGUUCGUCCACGUCAUCAUCUUUUAUCCAGACACGUGGACCCCGCCUUCUCCCUUCCCUCCAUCUCCAACUACCAACCAACCAUCGGUUCAUCUCCCGCCACCACAUCCAAAACAAUGCCUUUUCCCACCACCACUUCACCACCGCCGCGAUGUCUUUCCCUCUCACCCCUCCGCCGCCGCACCUCCUCCCAUCCUCCGCCGCCUUCACCCGCCGCUCCCUCCUCCUCUCCACCUCCCUCGCCACCAUCACCCCUCCGCCGCCGCCGCCCCCGGACACCACAGUGACCGACCGGAUCUUCAUGGACUUCUCCAUCUGCCCGGCCUACAACAAACCCGACCGCACCGUCUCCGACACCGUCGCCACGCUCUGCACCGAGCCGUUCCCCAUCGGCCGCCUCGUCCUCGGGCUCUACGGGCACUUGGUCCCCACCACCGUGUCCAAUUUCAAAUCCAUGGUCAAUUCGUACUCCUACAAGAACACUUUAGUUCACAAGGUCCUGCCGGGGCAAUUCUUCCUCGCGGGAAGGCAGGGGAGGAGGGAAUUGGGCGAGGUCAGACCCCCCGCUGACUUGCCGAGGAACGUCGAGGCUGUCGAUCCCAAGGCGUUUCGGCUCGCACACUCGAAAGGCGGUGUUCUGUCGCUGUGCUUGUCGGAGAACGAUGAUGAGGAUGAUGUGAAGCUGGAUCCGAAUUACAGGAAUGUGGAGUUCUUGAUCACUACGGGGCCCGGUCCUUGCCCUGAAUUGGAUGGCAAGAACAUUGUCUUCGGGCAUGUGCUUGAAGGUCUGGACGUCGUGACGGCGAUAUCUUCGCUCCCAACUUACAAACCGGGAGAAAGGAUCCGGCAGUUCAACGACUUCGCCGAGUUCCUGGGCGACGAGAGGGCGCAGAACGCGCGCUCGAGCUGGAACCGGCCGCUGAAAACCGUGUUCAUCAGCGACUGUGGGGAGCUCCGAGUCACAAAGCCAUCCCUUUCUCCAUCUUUACCUUAGUUGGAUAUAUUAUUAGCUCGUUCACUACUGUCAUAUCAUUACUUUGGUCUGAUCUCGUCCGUGGUCCUUCGAAUUUGGCUCUGUAUUGAAGUUGCCUUCGCUCUCACGUUUCUCUCCCAAGGCGUGAUGAGCAACAGUGUUAUGGGGGAUUGAUGUGUUCCUUCUUUGAACUUUCGGGGGAGGCCGCACAUUCUGUGAAAGUUAGGCCGAUUGGCAUAUGCUCCCUGGCCUCCAUAAUGGGUCGAUGAAUGUAGGGACCUGUUCCAAGCGGUGUCGUUUUGGUGGAGAAAAAGGUAUUGGGUUCCCUUUUUAUUUUCGACUUUUUUUCAAGUCCUUUUCUUCCCUUUUAAAUCCAGAUAUUAAAAAAAAGGCUAGAUCUCAUAAUAUAGUCACCUUUUGGAAAUUAAGGUGGUUUGGAUGGAUGAUUUGAAAAACGGGACGAUUUGAUUAAUUGUGUCAUUU